AUGGAUAACUCACCCCUCAACAAGCUCUCCGCCGAGCUUCGCAACCAAAUCUACGAGCUCGCCCUCACCUCCGACAAUCCCGUCAGUAUCAGCGAUGGCUCUGCCGUCCAACCACCACUUACUCGCACCUGCAAGCAAAUCAGAAGCGAGAGUCUGCUGCUUUCCUACGGCCUCAACAGCAUCACCGCUAUCAUCAGUGCCCCGACGAGGGACCCGAACUCCGACAACCUUUUCCACACCAGCGUUGACAGGAUCGUUGUGUGGGCGAAGAGCACCCCGACCGAAUGCCACCACGCUGUCACGUCUCUCAAGUUCAGCCUAGCCACGGGCCGUGACUGGAUCUUCAACAGAUUAAACUGGGACAGACGAAGCAGCGCCCUGCGUGAGCUGCGUGGCGAGCUCAAGUGUCAGGGUUACGAGAAGGACCGGGUCCUUGUGUUGGGGGAAAAGGCAUGUGAGAUCCUGAUCGCGGACCGAGGACACGUCCUGCGAACCAAGCUAUGGGAUCAAACGAAUGCCAUCAAGGCCUUCUUUGAGGACGUUGGCUUCAAGUACGAAGUUGAUGAGUAG
Molecule: messenger RNA, 570 nt
Organism: Zasmidium cellare ATCC 36951
Lineage: Eukaryota; Fungi; Ascomycota; Dothideomycetes; Mycosphaerellales; Mycosphaerellaceae
Exons: 1
Coding region: 1-570 (189 amino acids)
Source: RefSeq, a predicted model, not a curated record